Molecule: messenger RNA, 2523 nt
Organism: Xiphias gladius (swordfish)
Lineage: Eukaryota; Metazoa; Chordata; Actinopteri; Istiophoriformes; Xiphiidae
Gene: chp1
Product: calcineurin-like EF-hand protein 1
Exons: 7
Coding region: 371-958 (195 amino acids)
Molecular function (GO): calcium ion binding
Source: RefSeq, a predicted model, not a curated record
GGGGGCGGCCCUGGUAGGGGGUCGGCCUUGUUCAGUACCUGCCCACCAGUUUCACAAAGCAGGAAGACAACCUGACCGAAACCCCGUCGUUGUAAUAUGAAAACACGACAGAGGAGAGAAAGGGAAUACUAGCACAGAGAAUACCCGCAGAGUUACAUCGACAGGAGGACAGAAAACGGCUGCGUUAGUUCCCGGCUGCUUUUUUCAUAUCGGAACGACCAAAGGGCAGGAAGCAGGUUUUCAGCUCGCUAAGUUAGCCUGCUUGCUAACUUUAACGUCGGUCCGGGUCGAGAUUCUUUCACAGUUGGUCUGGUUGCGCAAAAGGGGAUAGUUACUUUGCUCGGUUUUAAACCCCCGUUAACGUUUCAUCAUGGGAUCCAGAGCGUCAUCGUUACUCAGAGAAGAGGAAAUUGAAGAAAUUAAGAAGGAGACCGGCUUCUCCCACAGUCAGAUAACUCGCCUGUACAGUCGCUUCACCAGUCUGGAUAAAGGUGAAAACGGCACUCUCAGUCGAGAAGAUUUCCAGAGGAUCCCAGAGUUGGCCAUCAAUCCUCUGGGAGACCGAAUAAUCAAUGCAUUCUUUCCUGAGGGAGAGGACCAGGUAAACUUCAGGGGCUUCAUGCGGACCUUGGCUCACUUCAGACCGAUUGAGGACAAUGAGAAGAACAAGAACUCGACUGCCAGCGAGCCACUCAACAGCAGGACAAACAAACUGCUCUUUGCUUUCCGCCUGUAUGACCUUGACAGAGAUGACAAAAUUUCUCGGGAUGAGCUGCUGCAGGUCUUGAGGAUGAUGGUUGGCGUAAACAUUUCAGAUGAACAGCUUGGCAGCAUUGCUGACCGGACCAUCCAGGAGGCUGACACGAACGGGGAUAACUCCAUUUCCUUCAAUGAAUUCAUCAAGGUCUUGGAGAAGGUGGAUGUGGAGCAGAAAAUGAGCAUCCGGUUCCUGCACUGAGUUUCAUUUUUUCUAAGUUUGAGUGGAGCUUCAACGUGUCAGUUGAUGUAGGACACAACCUCAUCCUGCUUCUCUGCAGGCUGCUGUGACCCCCCCACCAUGAGUAAACACUGUCAGACCAAGCAUUAGGUAGAUAAUGUCAAAGAUCUUGAGUUUCUGCCUUUGCACUGCUCUAUAAACAAAGGGAAAAGUUGCGUGCCUUGGGUUGUUUUAUGCAAUGUCACUAUGUAUUUUUUUCCGAGUAAUGGAACAUUAUUUAUGAGAAAACUUGUAGAGAUGGAGAGAUAGUAACACUACUGUUCCACUUUUUACAUUAAUAGGAUUUAUAGCACAGUAUGGUAAAUCUUUUUGCUAUUGCAACGAGUACGUUUACUCAUACUGUUCCAUGGAUACUUAUCACAAGCUGCAUCUUUGUCCAUACAAAUAUGCAAUUGUUCAAAGUGAAACUUGUAAGAUGUGUGAUGCCACUUCAAAACAAAUAGUGUUUUUAAUGCUAACAUGAUCUUAUGACUCCUUUUUUUUUUUUUUACUUGUGGCAGAGCAAGUUAGACCAGCCAGCUCUAAGUUUGUCCCUUGAAGCAAAGCAGCACCUGCUCCACAGAUUUUUGUGUUUUACUCACUGAAGUGCAAUGGCUUUGGUUCUCCUUUGUAAGUUAUUAUCUCAACAGUAAACAGGAACCGAUGGCCAUGUUUGUGUGUUUUGUUUUUCACAUGAGUUAACCUAGCUACUUCCAAUAGAUUUUAAAUACCUGUCUCAAUUGUUGGACUAAAACCAAAGCAAGUUUGACCUUCCUUCAAAGCCAGUAACCACCCGGGGCCUGUUGGAGGCACUGCUGAAUCUCUUUGUUUGUUAUGUUGUAUAUAAUGAACUGCCUAUUAAUUUAAAGCUAAAAUUGUGGCGGCAAGAAUGAAAGUUUCACACAAAAUGCCGCUAUGUCUUUGGCUAGUAUGUAAGUCUCCACUUGCACCGGAUUUGACAGGUAAAGAUAGUAUAUUUGCAAAAUGUUACAAGGAUUUAACUGCCACUGGGGCUUGCUUUCAACAGUCUUUUCUUCCUGAUUGAGACGUAAUAAAGCCGUGACUAACAGCAUCAGGCCCUGUGGUGGGAACUGGGCGGUGGACCAGUUAGUUUGUUGACUCAGAACAGUUAAACUCAUGAUCACGUGCUAUGCCUCUGUUUAUAUGAUCAGUCUCCCUGUGGCUAAGGAAAAAAAAGUCUUCGUUAAUUUAUGCGCUGCUCAUGAUUUGUCGUGCAUUUUAUUUCGCCACUGAGCAGAUCCAUAUGAUUAAAAGAGAAUCCGAUGCAUUAAUGUGUAUUUUCUGUGCAGGCUAGUGUACGAUGAAUUGGAGUGCUUAUGUCUGACCCUUUUAAUCGUUAAUUUAAGUUUGUUAAAUCAUUACAAGAACACCCUCCAGCAGCUGAGUGCAGGAAAUACAGCUCAACCAUCUUGUCAAUCAUUAUGUGAUUAUCAAUCAGAUAUGAUUCACAUGUUAUGUGAUGUUGGUCUAGGUAUUAUCAAAGUGAUUCAUGAAUUUGAUUCGAAUAAAAUAAGUGCUAUCCUUUC